GCGAGCUGUUAGUAACGCAGCCUGCUGCCUCCUCGGCUCGGCUGCCACCGCUGGCUGAAGUCAUGUCUGCCCAGAGCAGCCCGGCGUCGGGGAUCCAGGGGCUUCUUCUCAAACUUCACGAGUCCCUUUCAGACGACGACAUCCGCUCCGCAGCCCUGAAAUGUCACGAUAUAAUCGGCGACCUGGGACAGGAGUGCAUGCUAACCUCCGGCGAGAGUGAACUGGCUUUGCAGACAUCACUGUUGUUCUCCAAAGACUACGGACUGCUCAGCUUCCUCAGGAAGUCCCUGGGAUUGGACGAGCUGCGGGACACCCGGGUGGAGAUCCUGCAGUUUCUAGAGAAGUUUUUGGACAAAGUGUCACCGAGACUCAAAGGCUGGGACAAAACCUACGCCAGGGACAUAAGAGACAUGUGCAUGGGUGCGUACACAAAGGAUAAAGUUGCCAAAUGUCGGACCCCGGUGUUGGAGUUGCUUAUAAAGGUUCUUCAAACAACUAAGGCCUCCAGCGUGGCCGUGGAGUUUAAAAUCGGCGACAUUUUCAACAAGUUUUACAGCGAACUCUGUCAGAGGAGCAAGUUGCCUGACUCGGUUCUCGGCAAAAUCUACGAGCUGCUAGGCGUCCUGGCGGAGGUUCAUCCCAGCGACAUGGUCAACAGCUCCGACAAGUUAUACAAGGCCUAUCUGGGGGAGCUGAAAGAGCAGAUGACCUCCUCAACAAGGGAACCGAGGCUUUUGGUUGUGGCUGGAUGUCUGCGAGGCAUAACCGCCCUGAUGGUUAAUUUCACCAAAAGCAUGGAAGAAGACCCAGCAACGUCCAAGGAGAUCUUCCAGUAUGCCCUGAAGGCCAUCACUCCCCAGAUGGAAAUGAACCGUUACGCCGUCACAUUCGCCGGGCUUCGGCUGUUUGCCAGACACGCGUCCCAGUUCAGCAGCUGCCUCAUGGACCACUACAGGGCCCUGUUCGAGACCAUGUGUAAGCUCUGCGGACACAUCAACGCCGAGAUGAAGAAGACGAGCUACAGCGCGCUCGAAGCCUUCCUCAAACAGGUGGCCUUGCUGGUGGCGGACAACAUCGAGGAGCACAAAAGCAAGCUGAAGUUCUUCAUGCAGAAGUUCUGCGGCAUCAUCAAAACCAUGGACUCGACCCACAAGGAGCUGUCGAUUGCCAUACGCGGAUACGGCUUCUUUGCAGCCCCGUGCAAGAAGGUGUGCCCCCAAGACGUGGACCUGAUGUACACGGAGCUGAUUCAGCGCUGCAAGCAGAUGUAUCUGACCGAGUCCGACGGGGAAGACGACAGCUUCUACCAGCUGCCCAGCUUCCUGGACUCCAUCGCCAGCGUCCUGAUUCAUCUGGACAAGAUUCCAGAGGUGUACACCCCACUGCUGGAGCGCCUCCUCGUGGUGCAGAUCGACAGCUUCCCUCAGUACAGCGAGAGGAUGCAGUUUGCCUGCAGCAGGUCCAUCCUGAAGGUCUUUGUGGCCGUGGCCUCCAAGGGACCGGUGCUGUGGAGCUUCAUCAGCUCAGUGGUGCACCAGGGUUUGAUCCGAGUCUGUUCUAAACCCGUCCUGCAGUCUGAGGACGGUUCCUCUGAAUCCUUGGAAGUUCGGACUGGGAAUUGGAAAGUUCCUUCCAGUGCCAAUUACCUCCCCCUCUACAAGGGGCUUUUGGACUGCGAUCAGCUGAAGGAUUCUGGAUUUUUAGACGGCGCCUUUGAAAGUCAGAACGCCGCCCUCGGCUCUUUGAGCCGUCUUCUGUACGAAGAGUUGGUCAAGUCAAUUCUUCGCAUUGUGGAAAAGUUGGACCUGUCCGUGCAGAAAAUAGCAACAGGAGAAGAGGACCCGGACGACGCGGCACACGUCCUGCCCUCCUCCGACCCCACGGCUCACCUGCUGCCCAAUAAGAUCAAAGACUUCACCGCUUUCAUCAACCUGGUCGACUUCUGCAGCGAGCUGCUGCUGAACAAGCACACGGAGUAUUUCCACUGCUGGAUGUAUCCCCUGAGCCACGAGCUGAUCCUGCACUCCAUACGCAAUCCCCUCGUCAGCGGCUUCUACAAGCUGCUCUCAGUCGCCAUGAAAGUCGCCAAGAAGAUCAAGUACUACCAGGGCGUGGCUGUGAGAAGCUCUGCGUCCCCUCAGGAUGACACCGUCAGGAGGGCGUGCUUUGCUCUCUUCUCAAAGUUUGGAAAAGAGGUGUGUGUCCGGAUGAAGCAGUACAAGGAUGAGCUGCUGGCCUCCUGCUUGACCUUCGUCCUCUCGCUGCACCACAGCAUUGUUGCUCUGGACAUGAAGGCCUACUGCCCGGCUCUGGAGACGGCGCUGAGGCUGGGUCUGAGUCACGCUCCUCUGGCCAACGCAGCCUUGGACGCCCUCGAGGACUGGUCCUCCCACCUCCCCCCAGAGACCAUGCAGCCCUGCUACGCCGACAUCCUGCCGCUGCUGGACGGAUACCUGAAAACCACCUCCUCCAGCGACAAAGAUGAAAGCAACUGGGAGGUGAUGUCCUCUUUGUCUUCAACACGUGAGAAAGGAUACAGCCGAGUGCUGAGGAGGCUCCUGAAGAAAUCCAACCAGCUUUCCACGGAAGAUGCUCCUCUCGCCAUGCUGAGGCUCAGGGUGGUGAAGCUGCUCGGUCACCUUGGAGGGAAGCUGAACAGGAACCUUGUGACGGUGGUCUCGUCAGAAGAAAUGAUGAAGAAAUUCGUCGCCUGGGAUUCAGAGAAAAGGCUGAGCUUCGCCGUGCCGUUCGCAGACAUGAAGCCGGUGAUCUACCUGGACCCCUUUCUGCCCCGCAUCAGCGAGCUGGCGCUGUCCACAAGCGAUAGACAGACCAAAGUGGCGGCCUGCGAGCUGCUCCACAGCCUGGUGGUCUACAUGGUCGGGAAGAGCGCUCAGAUGGCGGAGGGGGAGAACAGGCUGCCUCCGAUGUACAAGCUGCACAAAAAGCUGUUCCCUGUGCUGCUGCGUCUGGCCUGCGACGUCGAUCAGGUGACCCGGCAGCUGUUUGAGCCCCUGGUCAUGCAGCUGAUCCACUGGUUCACCAACAACAAGAAGUUCGAGAGCCAGGACACCGUAGCCGUCCUGGAGGCCAUUCUGGACGGGGUGAUCGACCCGACGGACAGCACUCUCAGAGACUUCUGCGGCCGGUGCAUCGAAGAGUUCGUCAAGUGGUCGAUCAAGCAGACCACCCCCAAGCAGCAGGAGAGGAGCCCCGCCAACAUGAAGUCCCUGUUCAAGCGCAUUUACAGCCUGGCUCUCCACCCCAACGGCUUCAAAAGGCUCGGCGCCGCCCUGGCUUUCAACAGCAUCUACAGGCAGUUCAGGGAGGAAAACUCCUUGGUGGAGCAGUUCAUCUUCGAAGUUCUCGUCAUAUUUGUUGAAAGUCUGGCUCUGGCGCACGCAGACGAGCGAUCCAUGGGGACCGUGCAGCAGAGCGGCAGCGCCAUCGACCACCUGAAGAGGAUAAUCAGCCGCAAAGCCCCCAGCCUCAAUCAGCACAAUGCAAAGAGACGCGUCCCGAGGGGUUUCCCUCCUGAGGAGAAGCUGUGCCUGUCAGACAUGGUCGUCUGGCUGCUGGAGCAGUGUGGCCGGCCGCAGACCGAGUGUCGCCACAAAUGCAUGGAGCUCCUCUAUGAAUUCAUUCCCCUCCUGCCAGGGAGGAAGUCUCCGCCGCAGUGGCUAGAGGGCAUGCUGAAGGACCACGGCGUGGAUUUCCUGAUCUGCAGGAUCGAGGGCGGGGGGCUCCUCUCCCAGCCGACGCUCAGGGACCUGACGGGACCUUUCAGCGUGCGAGCCGCCCUGCAGUGGAUGGACCUGCUGCUGGCCGCGCUGGACUGCUACAACACCUUCAUCAGCUUACACAUCAUCAAGCCGGAGCACAUUCUCAGGUCAAAGGACAAAUCCCGCUUCCUGAAAGCCACGCGCUUCUUCCUGACGGAGCUGGCGGCUCGCGGUCUGGCGGCCGCAGAGAGCUGCUUCGCCCUCGGCGAGAGGACGUCUCACUUCAGCCCCAGAGAGGUGGACCAGUACAACUACAGCAAGUGCACCAUCACCGUCCGGCUGCUGGAGUUCGCCUCCAUGGUUCUGGUCAAAGGAGACCAGGAGUUCUGGAAGCUCUUGGAACAAGACGUGUUCUGCGCGCCGCUCUUUGACUUAACGGCGGCGGCGGUGUGCAAGCCGUCCGCCGUGGGGUUCAACAUGGCCGACGUGGAGGUGAUGAGGAACCUACCUGAGGUGUGCGUGCCUUUACUCAAGGCUCUGAUGGCCUCGCCUUACAGCAGCCGCCUCGAGAGCAGCCUGCGGGCCAAAAUCUCCCGUAAAAGCGUGGAGGAGUUGUGCGAGGUAGACCUGUACGGCUCGGCCACUCUCAGUCGCCACGAGCAAAUGGAGAUGGUGCUCUCGUCCUGUAAGCAGAUCCACAAAGCCGCCAUCCUCGGCUCCAUUCUGCACAGCCAGGAUUCAGCCUCGGGCAAGUGUCUCGGCUCCAAGCUUCUGAUGACGGUGUAUAAAGGCAUAGCGCCUGGAGGAGACAGGAAGGCGCUUCCAUCCCUGGACGUAAACACCAGGAGACUCGCGGAUGGACUGCUUCAGCUCUCCUUUUCUAUAAGCCAGCAGAGUGAGCAGCUGGUGGAGUUGCUGUUGAACACCAUCAUGCUGUCUGUGCCCAUCUCAGGCGGCCACAGCCACAACUUCCUCAGCUUCUCCCACGGCGAGUACUUCUACAGCCUCUUCCAGGCCACCAUCAACGGCGAGCUGCUUAAGAAUCUGGAAACUGCAGUGCCGCGCCUCUUGAAGGCCUCCUCAGAGAAUCCCAGCAUGGUGAGCGUGUUGCUGAACGGCAUGCUGGACCACAGCUUUAGGGAGCGCUCUGUGAGGAAGACGCAGGGCCAGAAGCUGGUGGAAGAGGUUCUGAGGAGGUGGAUGAGUCUGCAGUCGUGGUGGGAGGGACCCUCGUCUACUUCAGAGAGUAAAACCGCCACCCUCCUCCUGCUCGCCAAGCUCCUCCAGAUCGACUCCUCCGUUUGCUCCGACGUAAACCACAAGGCGUUCCAGCAGGUGUUUUCCACCUUCACCCUGCUGCUGGUCGAUAUGAAUCUACCUCUGAAUCUCAAGAGCCAGGCCCUGUUGGUGCUGCCUUUCUUCACGACGCUGGGAGAUGAGCCGCUCGCUGGGCUGCAGAAAGCUCUCGACGCUCUGGUCGCCUCCCACUUCCCCAUGCAGUCCGAUGAGUUCGCCAAGGGCUCGCUUCACCGCAACAACUACAUGGACUGUAUCCGCAAGUUGCUGGAUGCCCUGGAGCUUUCCCAGAGUCCUCUGCUGCUGCGGCUGAUGGCCGGGGUUCUGUGUCGGGAUGGGAAGCACAUCAUGGAGGAGCAGUUUCAAGGCUGUUUCCAAAGAAUUGCAAAGAGAGCGAGCGCGGAGCGGCAGCUGCAGCUGCUGCGCGCGGUGCAUGAGGUCAUCCAGCAGGGCGACGUGCCGGCUAGCUCCACGCUGCAGGCCAUGAUGGAGAGGGUUCUGCUGCCUCUGGCCUCCCACUGCAGCACCAGGGCCCUGAGCGACUUCUUCGUGUCAAACGUCUUUGACAUAAUCGCCUUCCUGCAGAGUCGUUUCACAAAGUCAAGUGAAAGCGCUUUCGAGCUCCAGCUGCGGAAGAAGAACGGCUGCUACAAGCUGAUGGAGCUGCUCUAUUCCCGGCUCCCUAAAGAGGAAGUUUACUCCAAGGAGUCCCGCAUCAAUCAGGCCUACUCUCGCCUGGAGAAAACGGAGGGAAACGAGUUGUCCAAAACCUUGAUCAAGUCAUGCUUCGAAGCCUUCACGGAGAACAUGGCCGGUGAGACUCAGCUCCUGGAGAUCAGGAGAAGCUACCACUGCGCUGCGUACAACUGCGCCAUCGCCGUCAUCAGCUGCAGCUUCAGCGAGCCCAGGUUCUACCAGGGCUUCCUCUUCAGCGAGAAACCCGAGAAGAAUCAGUUCAUUCUUGAAAACAUCAUUGAUGUUCAACGCUCCUACAACUUUCCCAUUGAGAUUGAGGUCCCGCUUGAGAGGAAGAAGAAAUAUUUCAUGAUUCGAAAAGAAGUCAGCGACGAGACCGGAGAGGCGCCCGUCUACCUCUCCUCCCAGUCCUACAUGGCCGACAGCAGCCUGAGUGAGGAGAUGAGUCAGUUCGAUUUCUCCACGGGGGUCCAAAGCUUCUCCUUCAGCUCACAGAACCCAGAAGGACAAAAACGCACCCGGGUGAAAAAGGAAGCCGAGGACCGCAGUCCCUCCCAGGACGGAACGGUGGAUCUGGAGAUGGACGAGCUGAACCAGCAUGAGUGCAUGGCGACCAUGACGGCUUUGGUACAGCACAUGCAGAGGAGCAACAUAACGCCUAACGUCCAGCAGGGAAUUAUGCCCAGUGAGCUCCCUCCGUGGAUGAAGUUUCUGCACGGAAAGCUGGCCAAUCCAGCAACACCCCUCAACAUUCGGCUCUUCCUCUCAAAGCUCAUCACCAACACAGAGGAGGUUUUCCGGCCGUAUGCCAAGCACUGGCUGGGGCCCCUGCUGCAGCUGGUGGUGUCCGGAAACAACGGAGGAGUGGGGAUCCAUUUCAUGGUGGUGGAGAUCGUGGUCACGGUUCUGUCCUGGACCGGCCUGGUCACUCCGAAGGGAAACCCGCGAGAUGAAGUCCUCGCCAAUCGGCUGUUGGAAUUCCUCAUGAAGAACUGCUUCCACCACAAAAGGGCCGUUUUCCGCCACAACCUGGAGAUCAUCCGCACUUUGGUAGAGUGCUGGAAAGACUGCCUGCAUGUGCCCUACAGUCUAAUAUACGAGCGCUUUUGUGGCACCGACCCAAACAGCAAAGACAACUCUGUGGGGCUCCAGCUGCUGGGGAUCAUUCUGGCCAACAACCUGCCCGCCUACGAUGCUUCCUGUGGAAUCCAAUACGAGAGAUACAUCCAGGCGCUCAGCAGCAACGUGUCCUUUACCAGAUACAAAGAGGUCUACUCGGCCGGAGCUGAAAUCAUUGGCCUCGUCCUGAAGAACAUGGCCGAAAAAAGCGACCAACAGCAAGAACUUUUCAGUCUCGCUGCUUCUGCAGUAACCGCUCUGAAGAAAAAAGAUCUGGAUGACAAGUUCAUCAUUUGCUUGAACAAAGUGUCCAAACACUUCCCGCCCUUUAUGGAUCGGUUCGUCAACCAUGUGUUUUUCCUGCUGCCGAAGCUGCACGGCGUCUUAAAGACUCACUGUCUGGAGUGCGUGCUGAGCCGAGCCGACGUCAUCCCAGACAUCUUUCUGCAGCUGAAGAGCUCGGGUUUCAUUCAGACGAUGAGCCACAGGGACGAAGCGAGACAGAGGGUGUGUCUGGAUAUCAUCCACAAGAUAGUUGCCCGCCUGACCCCGGUGGAACUGCAGGAGCUGCUGGGAGCCGUGACGACGUUCGUCUCUCAUCCGUCGCCCGUUUGCAGGGAGAGGAUGUACGACAUCCUCAUGUGGAUCCAGGACAACUACGGCGAUGAAGAAAGCAUGGCCGACGGCACCUCUGUGGAGAUUCUGGAGGCAGCGAAAGAAACUUUACUUCAAGGACUUUCGGAGGAAAACCAAGGCCUCCAGCUUUACGUCCGGAACUUCUGGAGUCAGGAGAAGCGCCUCCCCACGUCGACCCUGGAGCGAAUGCUGACGGUGCUCGGUUCGCUGUACUCCUGCCAGAUAGAGCGCUGCUUCCUGAGCUUGGCCACCAACCUGCUGCUGGAGGUGACCAGCCAGAGCCCCGACUUCAAGCGGAACAUGUUUGAGUUUCCUCUGUCAGAGUGCACCUUCGAGGACUAUGUGAUUGAUUCAAACUGGCGCUUCAGGAGCACGGUAAUGACUCCCAUGUUUGUUGAGACCCAAAGCUCUCAGGGCCCCGAGAGCGCAGGGCCCUCCCAGUCCGGGGCCAUGAAGGGGAAGCUGCGAGCCACUCAGACCUCGUUAGAGUUUAGCCAAACCCAGGCGCCAGGUCGUCGCACCGCCUACAACUGGCUGACGGGCAGCAGCGUGGACACCCUGGCAGAUUACUCCUACAGCUCCGAGUCUCUGUCGUCGCUGCUCGUGUUCGAUAAGAAAUCGGAGCGGCAGGCGGCGGCCAGAAGGCCAGUAGGCGAGGGCUUCGGCAUGAGGCGCCUGACCGCGUCCACGGAUGAGGUGGACAGCCGCACCAGAGCUGAAAACGAGCGACGGAGCAACAUUCUGAGGCUGAGGCGCAGAUUCCUGAAAGACCAGGAGAAAGUCAGUCUGGGCUUCGCCCAAAAAGAGAUCCAGCAGCAGAAACGGAAGAAGGAAGAAAAAGCUGACCAGAGGCUGCGAAAGGAGGCCCAGGUGACUCUGUAUCGCAACUACAGGGUGGGCGACUUCCCGGAUGUCCAGAUCCCGUACAGCAGCCUCAUCGCUCCCCUUCAAGCUUUAGCUCAGAGAGAUCCGAUUUUGGCCAAGCAGCUCUUCAGCUCCCUUUUUGCCGGCAUCCUCCAAGAAGCGGAUAAGAGACAGGAUCUGCAGGCGAGUGGCAGGAUUAAGGAGGAGCUGCGCUGCAACAUGAACACCUUCCUAAAUAAGAGCACGCUCUGCUUCCCUCCAUUCAUAGCGUGCGUGCAGGACAUGUGCUACCAGCAGAGGGAGCUGCAGCAGCUCGAGCCAGCGGCCAUUAGCUCCACCUGCCUGGUGAGCCUCCAGCAGCCAUCGGGCAUCCUGCUGCUGGAGGAGUGUCUGCUGCAGGACGCCGGACCCGAGGAACGCCCCGCCAAACGGGCGCGAGGACGCAGGGAAAUCCCGCCUGACACCAACAAAUGGAUCCACCUGGCAAAACUUUACAGGGCGCUGGAGGAUUACGAUGUGGUGCGCGGCAUCUUUGGUGGCAAAGUUGGCACAAAGUCGAUCACCUGUACGGCUCUUCAAGCCGAAGCAAACACAGACUUUGCUGAAGCCGUCAAACUUUACAAUGAGGCUCUGAACACUGAGGAGUGGCCGGAUGGCGAACCCACUGACUCUGAGAAGGAUUUCUGGGAAACCGCAGCUUUGGAGGCGUAUAACCAGCUGACUGAGUGGAAGUCUCUUCAGUACUGCUCCACUGUGUACAUUGAUGAGAAGUCUCCUCCCGACCUGGAGAGGAUGUGGUCAGAGCCUGUCUACCAGGAAAUGUACCUGCAGCACAUGAUUCGCAGCAUGUUGAAGCAGCUGCAGCUGGGUGAGCGCGACCAAACUCUGCUCAGCUUCAUCGACCAGGCCAUGAAGGUGGAGGAGCGCAAGAAGCUGCUGGAGAGCCGCCACAGCCAGGAGCUCAGCCUGCUCUACAUCCUGCAGGAGGACUACGACCGCGCCAAGUACUACACCAACUACGCCAUGCAGCUCUUCAUAGAGAGUUACUCCAGCGUAGAUACACUUCUGACUCAGAGCCGGCUGACCAUCCUGCAGUCGGUGCAGGCUCUGACCGAGAUCCAGGACUUCCUGUUCUACAUUAAGGGAGAUGUGUCUGUGGGCUCUCUUAAGCGCCUCAUCGGAUCUUGGACUGACCGGUACCCCGACGCUAAAGUGGAUCCGGUGACCGUAUGGGAUGACAUCAUCACAUCCCGGUGCUUCUUUUUAGACCAGAUUAGAGAGAAGCUGAGGGGCCCGGCCCCCAGCGACACCAUGGAGGUGGACGAGGCACAAGACCCGGCGGGCGACAUCGAGACGAUAGUGAACGACUGCAAGUUCACCAUGAAGCUGCACAUGGCUGACAGCGCCUGUCAGCAGAAAAACUUUUCAGUCACCACCAAGCUGCUGAAGGAACUCCACAGGGAAGCCAGAAGCAACAGAGGCUGGCUGCUGCGCUGGGUCCACUGCUUCAGCAGCUAUAACCACAAGCGCAGCCAUGCGCAGGGGCCGGUGGAGCAGAUCGGUUCCAUGCUGAAGACCAUCCCGCUGCUGGAGGAGCUGGAGGCAGACUGCCAGAGCGCCGAAUCGAAAGUGUUCAGACGGCAGAAGAUACUCCAGGGCACGUCUUUCCACAUCUUGGCCUCGGCUGUGGGCAGAAGUCCGUCCGUCCUGGGAACUCUCGGAGCUGACAAAAAGGAGAGAGUCGUCCAGCUUUCAGGAGCUGCGUGGCCCACUGACAAUCCAGAGGAAGCGGAGGUGGGACUGCAGCUGCGUGCGCUGCGGCUGCUGUGUGAGGCGAGCAGGAAGGCCGACGAGGAGCGGCAGUCUUUUGCUCAGGACUUCGUGGAGAGCAGCAGCAUCACAGAGACGUACAUGGCUUUGGCCAACUUCUGCGACAAGCUGCUGCGAGACGUCGAGCAGAACGACACCGUCAGUCAAUUCCCAGAGCUCCUGGCCCUGCCUGUGCAUGUAGUGCAGAGCAUGCUGAACGCACUGAAGAUGAACUCCGAGGAGGCUCGCCUCAAGUUUCCGCGUCUGCUGCAGAUCAUCGAGCUGUAUCCCUCCGAAACGCUGGACCUCAUGACCAAAGAGAUGAUGUCGGUUCCCUGCUGGAUCCUGAUCAGCUGGAUCAGCCAGAUGGUUGCUCUGCUGGACAAGCCUGAGGCUGUAGCUGUGCAGCACUGCGUUGAGCAGGUAGCGAAGUGCUACCCUCAAGCGCUGGUCUACCCUCUCAUGAUCAGCGGUGAGAGUUACCGCUUUGAGGAGUCGGCAACUGGACACCAGCAGCGGGAAUUUGUCAACAGGCUCAGGAGCUUACUAGAUAAAGGAGGCGCUGUGAAGAACUUUGUGGAUGCCCUGCAGCAGCUGUCAAAUCCUGAAAUGAUCUUUAAGGACUGGUGGGAAAGUGUGAAAAAUGAAAUGGAGAAGCCUACCUUCAGCAAGAAGCAGAUGGGUGACAUGUAUGAGGAGAUACACUCCUUGCUCUUAGAUCCAAACACCAAGGGCCACGGAGUGUUUCGCAAGAAAUUUAUACAAAAAUUCUCCAAAAAUGUGGAGAAACUCUUGGGACGUAACGGUAACAAUGUUUUUGAGAAGAGGAAAGACAAAAAGUUUCUGCAAGAGGUGAAUAAUCUGGCAGACUCCAUGCGUGGAUUUCAGAAGGAACCGGGGAAUCUGAAGGAGUACUCACCCUGGUUGAGUGGAUUUAAAGCCGAUCCAUUCAGCAACGAGCUGGAGAUUCCAGGACAAUAUGAUGGGCGAUCUAAACCAUUACCAGAGUAUCAUGCAAAAAUAACUGGCUUUGAUGAAAGGGUAAAGGUGAUGUCUUCCAUGCGUCGUCCCAAACGUCUGGUCAUCCGAGGGGACGAUGAACGGGACCACCCGUUUCUGGUGAAAGGUGGGGAGGACCUGCGGCAGGACCAGCGCAUCGAGCAGCUUUUUGCCGUAAUGAACAUUGUGUUGAGCCACGACACCUCCUGCACGCGCAGAGGGUUGCAGCUCCGCACUUAUCAAGUCAUUCCCAUAACCACCAGAAUUGGUCUAAUUGAGUGGAUGGAAAAUACAUGCACUCUGAAAGAGUUCAUCUGCAACACCCUGACGCCAGAGGAGAGCCAAACGACAGGAAAAUGUACUGACCUUUAUAGAAAAUGGCUCGCCACCUUUAAAGAAGGUUCUUCAUCUGAUAUCCACCUGUAUGGACUGUCUUACAAGAAAGCAAAACGGGCCGAUGCAGUCAGCAAUUUCCUGAAAAUCUUGCAGCACGUGCCCAGUGAUCUGCUCAAGAGAGCUUUCCUGAAGAUGUGCAACGGUCCCGAGGCGUUCCUCUCCCUGCGGUCCCACUUCACCAGCUCCCACGCUUUGCUGUGCGUGAGCCACUGGGUUCUGGGAAUCGGAGACCGCCACCUUUCCAACUUCAUGAUCAACAUGGAAACUGGAGGCAUGAUCGGCAUCGACUUCGGCCACGCCUUUGGAUCAGCCACACAGUUCCUCCCUGUGCCGGAGCUCAUGCCCUUCCGACUGACUCAGCAGUUUGUGAAUCUGAUGAAGCCGUUGAAGGAGUCCGGUUUGAUCCAGAGCACCAUGGUCCACUCUCUGCGAGCCUACAGGGCCGAGCCGGACCUGCUGCUAAACACCAUGGAUGUGUUCGUAAAGGAGCCCUCGCUGGACUGGAAGAACUUCGAGAUGAAACAACUGAAAAAAGGAGGCACGUGGACCGAGAGCAUCAACACCAAAGAAAUCAACUGGUUCCCCCUGCAGAAGGUGAAGUUCGCCAGAAGGAAACUAGAGGGCGCUAAUCCUGCCACAAUAACCAGCGAGGAGCUGAAGCUGGGCUUCGAGAAGGACGCUGCCUUCCCAGGGAUGCAGGGGGUGGCUUUGGGAUCUGCGGAGCACAACAUCCGGGCCAAGCAUCCCGCUGCAGGCCUGUCUGUGGAGCAGCAGGUGGACUGUCUGCUCGACCAGGCCAUGGACCCAAAUGUGCUCAGCAGAGUUUACGUGGGCUGGGAGCCAUGGAUGUGAUGUCAAUCGCCUGUUUGUUCUUGAUACUUGUUGUUGGAUGAAAUGGUUGUAAUUGUUGGGGGGGACCAACUUGUUGCUAUGUUGGAUGUGAGCGCGUUUUUAAGGUUAAAACAUGUUGAAUGGCUACUGUCUUGUGGAAAUUAACUUUCAUGAACUGAGAAACGGAAAAAUUGCUGCAUUUUAACAGAAAUUAACAAAAUCAAACCAAAUGUAAACCUGGAGUUGUGAUCCUGUAAGAUUGCUGUAAGCGUCUAGAUUCAAAUAAAAUGUUACUAAGUC
Molecule: messenger RNA, 12668 nt
Organism: Fundulus heteroclitus (mummichog)
Lineage: Eukaryota; Metazoa; Chordata; Actinopteri; Cyprinodontiformes; Fundulidae
Gene: prkdc
Product: protein kinase, DNA-activated, catalytic subunit
Exons: 86
Coding region: 63-12389 (4108 amino acids)
Biological process (GO): telomere maintenance; immunoglobulin V(D)J recombination; intrinsic apoptotic signaling pathway in response to DNA damage
Cellular component (GO): nucleus
Molecular function (GO): protein binding; DNA-dependent protein kinase activity
Source: RefSeq, a predicted model, not a curated record